Messenger RNA from Megalobrama amblycephala (Wuchang bream), 10487 nucleotides. RefSeq names its product ATP-dependent DNA helicase PIF1-like. NCBI's taxonomy places the organism in Eukaryota, Metazoa, Chordata, Actinopteri, Cypriniformes, Xenocyprididae. Gene Ontology annotation, molecular function: DNA helicase activity; cysteine-type deubiquitinase activity. The coding region runs from base 7008 to 8939 and encodes 643 amino acids. Gene Ontology annotation, biological process: DNA repair; protein deubiquitination; telomere maintenance. The record is from RefSeq and is a predicted model, not a curated record. The transcript is spliced from 13 exons.
CUAUUGUUCAUUGUUAGUUCAUAUUAACUAAUUUAAUUAACAAAUUAAACUUUAUUGGGUUAAAGGGUUACCAUUAGAACUCUGGAUUUUUUUUUUUUUUUUAAAUAUAAGGCUGACUAGUAUGAACAUUGUAUAUGAGUCAAAUAUGAAUAAGGGCUUUCAAGCAUCAAAACAAUAAGUGUACUACUAUUUUGAGUUGUUGUUGUUUUAAAUGCAUCUGAAUUGGUCAUGUUUAAUGAGUUUGUUUCUUAGCAAAAAUUAAAUCAUACAUGUUUACCACGAUUUACAUAAGGCACCCACUAAAAUGUCAUUCAAUGUAACAAUAUUUUCAGGGAUGUUUAGAACAACAACAACAAAAAGAUUUAUGCCAUAUUAAAGACUAAUUACAUUAACCCCCAAAUGCUAAUUACUUAAUACAUAAAGGUUAAAAUAGAUGUUUCAGUUUGUACAUUUUAUUCUUCCAGAACAUAUUUUAAAUAUUAAAGUAGAUGUUUUACUUGCAUUUACUGUGCUUUAUAUGUAUAUAAAAUCACUUUUGUAUAUUUCUAUUAAUGUGGCCAUCUGAAUGUCUUUGACCCAUAUAUAAAAUGGUACUGUUCAGUUAUAUGAAAAUGGAAAUGGUAAUGCAUACCUGACUAACUUUUUUUUGAAUUAUUUCUCCAUGUGAUGGUGGAUUUGGAAGAGUUCAAGUUGAGGCAAGUUAAAAUUUUACUUUUACUAAAGCUGAGGGUAUACAGACCACAUACUUGCAGUCUCAUAAGUUAAUUUUCAACACCUUUGUCUUGUCAAUUACGUAAGUAUUUGUUUACAUUGCUGCUGGUGAAGUACUGAAAUUUAGGCUUCAGAAAGUAUAUAUAUAUAUAUUAUACUAAAUGAAAAGUUAGUGCAUAUCUAACUAUGCUUUAUUUCUUUGUGGUGUGGUGUAUUGGUAAAAGACUGCAAGUUGAGGUAAGUGAGAAAUUUAAGGUUUUUCUUAUUAAAAAGUUUUACCAUGCAUGGCUAACAAGACUUCUGUUUCAUGUGUGCUGGUGCAUUGGUUAAAAGACUGCACAUUGAGGCAAGUAAUUUUUAUGUAUUAUUAAAAAGUAGUAAAUUAAUGUAAAAAUUGAGGUUGACAGUCCUAUAAUUCAGUUAUUUCUUGAUGUCAGACUUUUAUUAAAAAAAAAUAUAUAUAUAUUUGUAGUGUUUGAAUGGCAAGCAUUACCCACUUGUGUUGUCUUAUCUCAUAUUUAUAUGUAAUUUUUUUGGUUUGUUUUUUACAGAUGCCACGGCCAAAGAAGAGGUCUGCAAUAGCCAAGAGGCUAUAUGCAGAACGACGUGUGACAGAGGCUGCACGCUUCCUCUUAAAACAAGUCAAGCAGAGGCUGCACCGCUUCCUCUUAAAAGAAAUCAAGCAGAGGCUGCACAGCUCCCUCUUAAAAUAAGUAGAGCCGAGGUAUCGCCACUUCCUCGUAAAACUAAGGUAGACUUGUCAGGAAUUGCUGGCAAGUGCCAUUGUGCAAAACCCAAGCAGGUUCCACUCCGUCCUGCAUUAAAACGGGUAGAGGCUGCACCGCUCCCUCUUAAAACAAGUGAAGCCGAGGUUUCGCCGCUUCCUCGUAAAAAAAUGGUAGGCUUGCCUGAUGCAGGCAAGCUGUGGAAAACUGUGAAAAACCAAUCGAAUACCAAAUCAAUAACCCAAUCAAUAACCCAUCCAAACCCAAUGAACAUAUAUAUGAACUCUGAACCAAACUGUGAAAUUUCUAGAAAUGUACAUGAAAAUGCUUUGAAUACUUUUCCUACAUGUGUUGAAUAUCCACAGAAACCAGUGCUAAAAGGUUCAUUCCAUCAAGGUGAUGUCCGCUUUGGAGAUUUCCGCAACAGACAGUGUGGUGCCAUCAGUCUGACUGCAGUGUUGACAAGCAAGAUGAAGAAUGUGCUGACCUGGACAACACAAGAUCUUGAUAGUGUUUUGGUGGCAGGAACAAACCUUUAUAAGUCUCUGAGAAACCAGGGUAACAUAAAUGACCAGGAAGUCAUGGGUAGGCAUUACAUUGCAGUCCAUGAAUUACCAACGAGACAUGUGCUGGGUAAUACUGUAUUUUCCAUAGAGUAUGCAGAGUCUCUCACUGGAUUUGUUAAUGUUGAUGACUAUGAUGAAACCUUAAUCAAUGUGGCCAUGCCACUUGAUGUAGCUCUUCAGCAAGCUCUACUGAGUGCCGAUGCUUUCCUUUUAACUAUUUGUGCCAACACGUGCAGUUAUUAAGGAGGGCUCAUGGUAUGCCUUUGUUGAUUCUCAUGCUAACAAAACAGAGACAAGUUGUGUUGCUUAUCACAGCACCAUAGAAUCUUUGUACAACUACAUUAAUGAGAUUGCACAGUUAUUUUGGGUACAUGGGCCACGAUUUGAGAUAACUGGAGUUUUGGUUCAUACAGAUGCUGAAGUUUCUCACUUCCUGGAGGCAGACCGCAGCAUUUUUCCAUGCUCUUCUGGUAAAGCGCUUUACAGUGAAGUCCUUAAAGGCACUCACAAGGUAUGUGACUCUGUAACGACUCUGGUGAGGUCAUCAGAAUUUGAAGUACCUGAAGCUGCAAAUGCAAGCACUAACCUUCCAAUGCCACAGCCAGUGUGUAAUGUGUCGUCAAGUAAAGGAAAAAUGGGGAGAAGAAAAAAGCAGGAUGGAGUUUUGGUUCAUGCAGGUGAUGAAGAUUCACACUUGCUGGAAGCAGAUGGCAGCAGUUUUCCAUGCUCUUCUGGUAAAGCACUUUACAGCGAAGUCUUAAAAAGCACACAUAAGGUUUGUAAAUCUGUGACAACUGAGGUAAGGUCAUCUGAAUUUGAAGUACCUGAAGCUGCAAGUGCAAGCACAGACUUUUCGAUGCCACAGCCAGUGUGUAAUGUGUUGCCUAGUAAAGGAAAAAUGGGGAGAAGAGAAAAGCAGGAUGGACAGGUCACUGAGAAAUGGGUUGAAAAUGUUGUAGCAGACGACAUAAUUAUUGACGUUUCUAUUCCAGAAGUAUAUUUUUCUCCUUUAACCCAUAAAGAUCAGCAAGCUUUAUGUGAACUUGUGCUUCUGACAAAUGAUGGUAACAGUGACUGCGAUGGCAUAACACACUUUGGUCCCAUUGCAGGUCCAUGUCAGACAAAGAGUAUCAAACCAGAUGGCAACUGCUUUUUCAGAUCACUGGCAUAUGCAAUAUGUGGAAGUGAAGACAAGCAUUUGAAGAUUCGCCGUGCAGUGGUCAAACACCUGAAAAUGAACACUUCAAUAUUUCAGAGGUAUGUGAGAAGUGAGUAUACUUCAGUAGAGGACUACUUGACACAAUCGAGAAUCUUUUAUUCUGGGUCAUGGGCAACUGAAAUUGAUAUCUUUGCUGCUUCUAAUCUGUUUAAUACAACCAUAAUGACUUUUAAUGAUGACCGAUGGAAUGCACACAAACCUACUGAAGAGGUAAUUACAAAUAAAGUAAUAUAUCUGAAACACUGUAAUGGUAAUCAUUAUGAAGUUGUGACGUGUGUUAAGCACAGAGAUCAAGACGUUUGCGCAGGAACAUGUGGGAAUGUCACUUUAAAUGAGGUGAGAAAGCCAUGUCUGCGUAAAAGGAAGGUAUGUGAUGCUGCAGAAUCUUCCACAACUAAGAGUGACCGGGACAGAUACUUCAAUGACAGUGAGUACAGACAGAAAAAACUGAAGUACUUUAAAUCAAAAUACGGCAUUGAUACUGAUUACAGGGGGAAAAAACUUAAGAAGCUUUAUGAAAAAUAUCACAGAAGUGGUGAGGUUAAGGUGUCCAAAUGUGAAAGUUCUAAGAAUAAGUAUUCAAGCAACAUUGAAUUUCAGAAACGUGUUUGCCAGUAUUCUCAAAUGAAAUAUAAAAAUAAUGUCUCAUUUCAGGGAAGUGUAUGGGAAUAUUCGAAGAAGAAAUAUCUUCAAAACCUGGCCUUUAAAAAGAGACUGUGUGAGUAUACCAAGAUGAAAUAUCUUCAUGACCCAGCCUUUAAAGCAAAGAAGUGAGUAUUCUAAGAAGAAAUACCAUGAAAAUUAGGACUUUCGUUUAAGUAAAAUACAAAAGGGUUCUGAAAUGUAUGCAAGAAAGAAAGAACAGAAAGACAUUGAUGUUACUAUUGCCAGAUUUCGUAAAGAAGUGAGUAGAGGUCCAGUGUUUGUUUGCUGUGUUUGUCACCGUUUACUUUUCAGAAAGCAGGUUAGACCAUGCAGAACAAAAUGCUAUGAAGACAAAGGAGAACCCAUUGCUGCUUUGGUGAGAAGAUGCAUCACACUGAGGUAUGUGCAUGUUUGUGGUGGAAAAUGUGCUAAUUCUUCUUGUUGUUCUCCAGAUUGCAAAUUGUGGAUCGAAAAUGUGUCAUCGAAAAGUCCUUUGUGGAAAGUUGCCUGAAGAGAGUGUUGCCAACAAUAUGCAUGUGGUGGACAUUCCAAAUCAACUGAAGUGUCUUAACUCCUUGGAACAACAUCUUGUUGCACGCAACAUUGCUUUUAUGAAGUUACUCUGUCUUCCACGUGGAAAACAAAAUGGCUGCCAUGGACCUGUAGUAUGUGUUCCUGUAAAUACAGCAGAUGUGUCUAAUAUUCUUCCACGGAAUGAAUGUGAUGACAAUAUGAUCCGGAUCAAACUGAAGAGCAAGUUAACCUACAAAGGGCAUUAUGAGUACAAGUAUGUACACACUGAUCAUGUUAGAAAUGCUCUGAAAUGUUUGAUCAGAUGCAAUAAGUGGUACAAAGAUGUGGUGAUUAAUGAACAGUGGAUCAACUCUUUGAAUGAACUGGAAGAGAAUGUUGCUGAUGAAAUGGAAGAACAAGAUGUAGUUGAAAAGAGUAAAGAGGAAAAUGACCCUGAAGAACAGCAAGAGGAAGACUUGACUUACAUCAAAGAGCAAAGUGGUCUUUUGUCAGACUCAUGUUUACAACCUGUGUAUCUUGGUUCAGAAAUAAUUGAUCAGCAUUUUGAAGAUGUGUUUAAUGUGGCACCAGCUGAAGGUAACAGUCCAGUUAAAUUACUAUCUGAUAAAAGCAAUGAAGCAAAAUGUUUCCCUGUUCUCUUCCCAACUGGUGGUCCAACAUUCCACGAUGAGAGGGAGGAAAAAAUUACACUGUCACGUUACCUCAAUGCACGGAUCCUCAACGCAGAUGGACGUUUUGCAAGGAGCACAGACUUCUAUGCACAAUAUAUGUCGGAGUUGGAUCAAAUUGUAUCUAAUGUUUCCAUUGCUUUGCGAAAAGGGUCAGACAAGAGGUUGUUAAAAGAAGUAACAUCCGACAUGCUCACAAACCCAGAGUCAUUGGCUAAAAUGUUGAAUUAUGAUGAAGGAUACAAGUUUUUGAGACCAGUCCGUGGAACGCCCCCCUAUUGGCAAACCACUCAAAAAGACCUUUUUGCACUCAUAAGACAACUAGGUAUUCCGACUUUCUUUGCAUCCUUUAGCUCUGCAGAUCUCCGAUGGCCUGAAAUGAUCAACACCAUCCUGAAGCAAGAAGGGAAAAAUUUCAAUGUUGAUGAGCUUGACUGGUCUGAGAAAUAUGGACUGAUUAGAUGAAAUCCAGUCACUGCAGCAAGGAUGUUUGAUUAUAGAUGGCAUUGUUUUUUGAAAGAUGUCAUUAUGUCGCCCGCUCAACCUAUUGGAAAGAUAAAAUACUACUUUUAUUGUGUAGAAUUUCAACAGCGUGGCUCUCCUCAUGUUCAUUGUCUGUUUUGGAUUGAAAAUGCUCCAAAGUUAAAUGAAGACAAUGAUUCUUUGGUUGCUGCUUUCAUAGAUUAAUACAUCACUUGUGAGACACCAAGUGAAGAUGACACUGAACUGUAUGAGACUGUAAACAGUGUUCAGAAGCACAGCAGCAGACAUUCUAAGACCUGCAGGAAGAAAAAAACAGUUUGUAGGUUUAAUUUUCCACGACCACCAUCUAGCCGUACCUUUGUAACAAGGGCUAUUCGAGAUGAUUUGAAAGGCAAUGAUGGAAAUGAGACUGCAAGUGCAAUUUUGAAGAAAAUCAAAACUGCGUUGACGGAUUCUGAAGUCAAUUUUGAUUCAACAGAUGCAUUUUUUCAAUCCAUUGGAAUUAAUCAAGCUGUGUUUGAAUAAGCAUACAAGAAAUGUUCCAAGAAGAAAAGUAUCGUCUUGAAACGAAAUCCAAAAGAUGUUUGGGUAAACCAAUAUAACAAACAUUUAUUGCGUGCAUGGCAGGGCAACAUGGAUAUCCAGUAUGUCACAGAUGCUUACUCAGUAGUGGUUUAUAUUAUUAGUUACAUCACAAAAGCGGAACAAGAAAUGGGAUUGUUGUUGCAACGUGCACAAAAUGAAGGUAUGAAUGGAAAUCUUGAAGCAAGAUCAGCAUUAAAAAUGUUGGGAAGUGUAUAUCUACACAACAGAGAAAUUUCUGCACAAGAGGCAGUGUAUCGACUAACGGAUAUGCACUUGAAAGUAUGCUCUCGCAAAAUCCAGUUUAUUCCAAUUGGAAUGGACCCUGUAAAGAUGAGUUUGCCUUUACGUGUUCUCCAAAACAAAGAUGACCAGUCUGGUGAAGAGAGUUGUUUUUGGAUGAAUAGUCUGGUUGAUCGGUACAAGAAUAGACCAAAAACGCAACAGUUUGAGAUUCUGUGUCUCGCCAGCUUUUGUUCAGAAUACAGGAUAUUGUCAAAAUCUGAGCUUACUUCACAAAACAAAUCCUCCAAAGAAAAAGUGAACAAGCUUAACAACAACUGUGGUUAUAUGAUACGAAGAACUCGAACCGAUCCUGCAGUGGUAAGGUAUCCAAGAUUUUCAUCGUCAAAAGAUCCAGAGAAGUACCAUCAUUCAAUGUUACAACUUUUUUUACCACAUUACGAAGAUUGUCAGCUGAAGCCUGAGAAUUUCCACACUUAUGAAGAUUUCUACAACAAUGGUGCUGUGAAAUGUGGUAGUAAUGUGACAAAAGUAAAAUGCAUUGUUGAUUCUAAUCGAGCAAUGUUUGAAAAGGAAAGUGACAAAAUAGACAGAGCUCAACAGCUCUUGGAACAGGGUGUUGAUUUGGAAGAUGCUUGGGCCGCAUUGUGUCCUGAAACAGCGUCAUGAAUGUAUCGAACUAAUGAAGAAUAACAUCCUUCCUGAUGAAGAUGAGUCUGACACGCUUAUUCCAGAUCUUGUAGCAAACCCUCGAACAGCAUUCACAAUUGAGACCAGCAAUGCUACAAUGUCUAGAGAUGAAGCAUUGUGUUUACUAAGAUCAUUAAACACUAAACAAUCUGCAAUAUUUUACAAAGUUCGCAAAUGGUGUCUACAAAAACUGCUUGGAGAAAACCCUGAACCAUUUCGCUUGUUUGUUACUGGUGGAGCAGGCACAGGAAAAAGCCAUUUAAUCAAAGCAAUCUACUAUGAAUCUUCUAGGCUCUUAUCCAAGCUGUCUGAAAAGCUUGAUGAUAGGAGUGUAAUUUUUUUUUUUUUAUGUGCAUCAACUGGAGUAGCAGCAUUCAACAUUGGCGCUGCCACCAUCCACAACACUUUUUCAAUUGGUGCUAAUGUCAAACUGCCGUACCAACCGCUAAGUGAUGACAAAAUCAAUUCUCUUCGAUCCAAAAUGGGAUGUUUGCAGAUUUUGAUUAUGGAUGAAGUAUCCAUGGUUGACCAUCACUUUUUGUCAUAUGUUCAUGGGAGAUUGAGACAAAUCAAACAAACUGGUGACUACUCCCUCUUUGGUAAAGUAAGUCUCAUAGCUGUUGGAGAUUUUUAUCAGCUGCCACCUGUUAAGGGAACUCCACUCUAUGCUGAUACAAAAGGAGUGAACCUUUGGGACAAUAACUUUGAAAUUGCUGAAUUAACUCAAGUUGUUAGACAACAAGAUGUAUCUUUUGCUGAAACCUUAAAUCGUCUGAGAGUUCGUAAAAAAAAUGAACCUCUAAGCUCAAGUGACAUCAACAUGUUGAAGCAACGUGAAACAGGAGAAGAAUGCAGUGAUGUUCAUAUAUUUCCUACAAAUGAAGAGGUUGAUAAAUACAAUAUUCAGAGACUAAAUGAGGUUUGUCCUGACGCAAUCAGUAUUCAAGCUCAAGAUUUUGUGAGAAAUCCAAAAACUGGAAGGAUUGAAGAAAAAGCUGGAUUUCAUACAAGAGUUUUCAACUCCUGUUUGGAUAAAUGUGUUUCCUUGGGUGUUGGAGCAAGAGUUAUGUUAAAGAAAAACAUUGAUGUUUCUGAUGGACUUGUCAAUGGAGCCUUUGGUACAGUUGUCCACAUCAGCAGAAGUCAAAAACAGCCAGAUGAGGAUGAUGAUUUUCCAUCAGCUAUUCAUGUGGAAUUUGAUGAUCCAAAUGUGGGUAAAAUUCAGAGAUCCAAACAACGACACACAUUUUCCCAAAAUUCUACAGUUAUUGAAGUGCAAGAAGAUCAAGUCACAAAUGACGGUGGUUUAAGACGUCAAUUUCCACUUAGAUUGGCAUGGGCAUGUAAUGUUCACAAAGUGCAAGGACUCACAGUAGAUAAAGCUGUCGUAUCGCUUGAGAAGAUCUUUACUUCAGGACAAGCAUAUGUUGCAUUGAGUCGUGUGAGAACUCUCAAUGGACUAAUAAUUCAAAACUUCAAGGAGUCUGCCAUAUACUGUAAUGAUAAAAUUGAGUUGGCAAUGAAAUGUAUGCCAAAAUUUCCUUUGGAAAAUUACAGUUUCACAAAGACACCUGGUAUAUUUACAAUUGCUCUUCAUAAUGUACAAAGUCUUCAAGCUCAUGUUCAAGAUAUUCAAGCUCACAGACAACUUAUGAAUGCAGAUUGUAUUUGUUUAACUGAAACGUGGCUAAAAGUUGAAGACGAAGUGCAGAUACCGGGAUUUAUCUUCAAGCAUAAUCCAAGAGCUAGGUGCUAUGACAACAGCACUCCACUUUUCACUCAUUUAAAACAACAGCGAGGAGGUGGAGUUGCACUUUACUCUUGUGAGAACCUGCUUUCUCAAGUCGUCAUUCCAGAACCUUGCAAUUUGUAAUGUCUAUACUUCUCAGUUCCACAUAUCAGUUUGAAUGUUGCUCUGCUGUACAGGCCUAAUUCAUAUCAAAUUGACAUGUUUCGACAAAAUAUGUUACAUGUCAUUGCUGAGCUGGAAAAACAUCCAGGAAAGAAGGUAAUUAUGGGAGACUUCAAUGAGGACAUCUUAACAUCAUCUUCAAUUGCGACGUUAAUGGAACUCCAUGGAUACAGUCAACAUGUGCAAUAUCCUACAACUGAAAAAGGUACGUUAAUAGACCAUGUCUACAUUAAAGAUGCAGAGCAUGUUACAAUUGAAAUUGUUUCAACCUAUUAUAGUUAUCAUGAAGCAGUACUAGUUUCAGUAAGGUAAUAUAUUGAUGUUUCUGAUGCAUAUUGAAGACCAUUUAACUGCAUUCUUUUCUUUUCUCUGCCCCUACUGUGCUACACUCACUCUGAGAUUGAGAUCCCCAAAGUCCUGUACAAGUUUGCAAAUAGAAAAGAUUCUAAGUUCCACGGAGUCCUGGCCAUUCCAUACCAAGUUCUAUUCAAUGAUCAUCGUGCACGAUCCUACAUCUCCCAUAAUUGCUCUUCUUUCUGGAGCUCCAAAGCUCAUCCAGCCAAGCCAAAGCCAUCCAAACAACACUGGAUGCUUCCAAACAGCAUAGGAAGCAUCCACAAAGACUGCCUGCAUUCCUCUAGUUGUUUCAUAACAACGCAAUGAAGUUACUACGACUACAUGAAAACAAACAUGUAGAAACAAGUAGAAAAGCCCACAUAAAAGGAUUCACUGCAUAAGCUUAUACAUAUCCACUGACAAACGAGUUCUAAAAGGCACUGAAGUUAUAACUUACUCCAUAUACCCUUCACAAGAUUCCCUGUCCCAUUAACUCAUAUAAAGUAGCACACAACUGAUAAAAAGUACACUUUCAGAUUUGCACUGCAUCAAAAUUACUGUUAUUGUGAUGACAACACCCCUAUACAAAUCUCCACUACUGGCAAAAAGAUUUCUGAAAAGCACUGAAGCUAUAACUUCCUCUGUAUAUCCAUGAUAUUGUUCUCCAUAAAUUGGUUUUAUAAAGCACUGCACAACUGAUAAAAAGAUUUGUGCAACUCGAUAACAAAUGAUAAUAUUCUGAGGUCCACAAACACUUUCCACUACUGACAAAUUUCCACUACUGACAAAAAGAUUUCUGAACUGAAGCCAUAUUUUCCAUGAGAUUGUUCUCCAUGAAUUGUUUUUAUAAAGCUGCACACAACUGAUAAAAAGAUUUGUGCAACUCGAUAACAACUGAUGAUAUUCUGAGGUCUCUACUACUGGCAAAAAGAUUUCUGAAAUGCUCUGAAGCCAUAACUUCCUCUAUAUAUCCAUGUGAUUGUUCUCCAUGAAUUGUUUUUAUAAAGCAGUGCACAACUGAUAAAAAGAUUUGUUUCUUCUCCAUGAACUCCUAUAAAGAAGUGUACAACUGAUUAAAAAGAACUCUACACUGAUGCAGGCAGUCAACAGUCAGUGAAGUUAUUUCAAAAAAUGAAUACAUAAUAGGGCUGCACGAUAUAUCGCAUGAGAUUG